Messenger RNA from Talaromyces atroroseus, 639 nucleotides. Its product is annotated as Protein fmp52-1, mitochondrial. Bases 1 to 639 code for a protein of 212 amino acids. The transcript is spliced from 2 exons. The record is from RefSeq and is a predicted model, not a curated record. Gene Ontology annotation, biological process: import into nucleus. Lineage: Eukaryota; Fungi; Ascomycota; Eurotiomycetes; Eurotiales; Trichocomaceae. Gene Ontology annotation, cellular component: cytoplasm.
AUGCAGUUGGGGUCGCCCUCUUGGGUUCCACAGGGUUGGUGGACACCUGCGGCUGCCGCAUCAUCGCCGAAUGCCAAAUUGACCACAUUCGUCGAAUCUGAUACCUCUCGUUGGGCGGGUCAAAUCUCUCAGCUCAGUCCUCCUCCGUCUAUUUUCCUUUCGGCAUUGGGGACAACCCGUAGCCAAGCUGGUGGGCUAGAAAACCAGUACAAGCUCGACUUGGGUCUUAAUAUCGAGUGCGCCAAAGCAGCUCGUGAGGCUGGUGCGAAAGUUUAUGUACUUCUUUCGAGCUCUGGAGCGAAUUCGUCAUCCAUGGUGCCAUAUGUGAAACUCAAGGGUCAGUGUGAGGAAGCAGCAAAGGAACUGGGCUUUGAACACACUGUCAUCGUACGGCCAGGCCUGAUUGUAGGUCAGCGCGAGGAAAGCCGCCCAGCAGAAGCGGCUUUACGAUUUCUCGCUUCUUCAUUCGGCAAGCUACACUCAUCACUGAAAGAUAGCUGGGCACAAGAUGCAGAUGUCAUCGCUAAGGCUGGCAUAAGCGCCGGGCUAAAAGCUCUCGCCGGUGACGUUCCUGCUGGAAGUGAGAAAGUCUGGAUUCUUGAACAAUCGGAUGUUCUCCGUUUGGGACGCGAAGAGUGA